AUGGCUGAGGAGACGGACAACCAGAGUCGAGCCCCGGGGGCGCCAGCAGCAACAGCUGCACCAGCCGCAACGACGCCACCUGCACAAGCAAUGUCGCCUCCAGCGGAAAGCCAAGCCAGUCCGCCCACCAGUUCGCCAGUUGAUACUCAACAAGUUGCCAACGAUGUGAUAGUUGAGGCAGAUGAAGGAGAGACUACUGACAAUGCAUCAACUAUUGAUGAGCGGAUCUCUAAUUACACUGCGUCUCUAUCUUCAAGUGUCAUUGAUUAUCCUAUGGAAUAUGGCCGACGAUAUCAUGCCUUCAGACCCGGCUCAUAUAUAAUGCCGAACGAUGAGGUAGAAAUGGAAAGACUUGACAUGACACAUGCCAUGAUGGUCAAAGCAAUCAAGAAUAGGCUAUUCCUUGCUCCGCUCGAGAAAGAAAAGAUUCAACAAAUUCUUGAUGUCGGCACUGGUACUGGUAUCUGGGCUGUUGAAAUUGGCGAUAUCUUUGAGAAUGCUGAGGUUAUUGGAGUGGAUCUCAGCGCUAUCCAGCCGUCUUGGGUUCCUGUCAAUGUCAGAUUCGAAAUUGACGACGUCGAAAGCCCGUGGGUCCAUCAAACAAAGUACGACUUUAUAUUUUGCCGAUUUAUGGCUGCGUCUAUAGCGGACUGGCCCAAGUUGGUCAAGAACAUCUACGAUCACUUGAACCCGGGAGGUUGGGCCGAGUUCCACGAGAUGGACCCGGAGAUUUACUCAGACGAUGGCACUUACACUGAAAAGCAUGCCACUUGGCCCUGGAACCAGACUUUCUUGAAGACCAUGAGGAGCAUCGGGCGGGAACCCUCGCCUGGUCCGAGACUGGAAGGCUGGGUGAAGGACACUGGCUUUGAAAACAUUUUCCACCAGCGUUUCAAAGCACCCCUCGGCCCCUGGCCUAAGGAGCCACAUUAUAAGGACUUGGGUAUGCUCAACUUGGCUCAAAUGCUCGAAGGUCUCGAGGGAUUUACUUUGAGAGUCUUUUGUGGCGUCCUCGGCCGAACCAAGGAAGAGGUGCUGGUUGAGACCGCGCAAGUUCGGAAGGAAAUGAAGGAAGGCGCAUACCACGGCAUCUAUGACCUCCAUGUUGUUUACGGACAGAAGCCUCUCAACGAGGCGCCUUCGUCUACAACGCCUUAG
Colletotrichum paranaense is the source of this 1158-nucleotide messenger RNA. Its product is annotated as UMTA methyltransferase. The record is from RefSeq and is a predicted model, not a curated record. NCBI's taxonomy places the organism in Eukaryota, Fungi, Ascomycota, Sordariomycetes, Glomerellales, Glomerellaceae. Bases 1 to 1158 code for a protein of 385 amino acids. Gene Ontology annotation, molecular function: methyltransferase activity. The transcript is spliced from 8 exons.